Trypanosoma rangeli is the source of this 423-nucleotide messenger RNA. RefSeq lists its product as uncharacterized. The record is from RefSeq and is a predicted model, not a curated record. The transcript has a single exon. Lineage: Eukaryota; Euglenozoa; Kinetoplastea; Trypanosomatida; Trypanosomatidae. Bases 1 to 423 code for a protein of 140 amino acids.
AUGGCGUCUUCCUGUUCUUCCCUCAGCUCCUCCGCUAGCUCCUCCCCCUUGGUCGACGAGAGCGGUGUUGUAAACAAGGUUGUGGCUUCGCUGCAAACGCAGCUGCGACGGCAACAGGAGCUUUUUAUUCGGGUAAAAAAGUGCGAAGAGGAGAUAGAGAAAUUGAAACUAGGCUCGUUACACACGGCAUGUGGGGGCCUCUUACCUCCACCAGAGGCCCAAAAAGACAGUGGGUGGAAGGCUGAGUGCGAGGAAGGCGCUAUGAACGUUGGGGCGGAAAAGAUGUGCGAUUACUGUUUCAAGUUGGCACCCUGCAGGCCGUGCCCAGCGUGUGAGCACGAGUGGUACUGCAGUAGUCCUUGUCAACGGCUGCGGACCCAUGUGCACCGUUCGUUCUGUCGGCAUCGAAGGCGGGUGAAAUGA